Molecule: messenger RNA, 684 nt
Organism: Trichoderma gamsii
Lineage: Eukaryota; Fungi; Ascomycota; Sordariomycetes; Hypocreales; Hypocreaceae
Exons: 5
Coding region: 1-684 (227 amino acids)
Cellular component (GO): peroxisomal membrane
Source: RefSeq, a predicted model, not a curated record
AUGGCGGCCUCGGGCUUCUUGGAGGAGUUGAAGGCCUUUGCAGAGAGCAUCGCGCUCGACCCGACAUAUCAUGACGUCCUGUCGCUGCUCAAGACGGCGCGCAAUGGCGCAGUCUACGGAUCCAAAGUGCGGUUUCCGCAUGCGCUGGUGAUGAUCUUUCUCUUCCGAUCCGGAACAUUCAAAGAAAAGGCUUCGUUGGUGUUUAGAGCGACGAAGAAGCAUGCCACGAACUUGGCCAAGUUUGCGUCCAUAUACAAGAUUACAAUGCUGGCGCUGAAGCGAUACGGGUCUACGCCGGGCAAGGAGGGCCCCCUCGACUCCUUCUUCGCCGGCCUUCUCGGCGGCUACAUCGUCUUCGGCCAGCGCUCCAAGCGCUACGGCAAAAUCUCCUCCGUCAGCCAGCAGAUUGUCAUCUACAUCUUCGCGCGCGUUGCCCUCGCCCUGGCGCGCCUCGCCGUCAAGCCGGGCCACGGCCUGCCCAUCAUCUCGUCCGAGCCGCUGCACGCGCAAAUCAGCCACUACGCAUGGCCCGUGUUCGCCUCGGUGUCGUGGGGUCUGGUGAUGCUGAUAUUCAAGCACCAUCCCGAGGAUCUGCAGUCGAGCUUGAGGAGCAGCAUGACGUACAUUUACAAGGACUGCGACGAGUGGGACUCGCUGAGGACUUUACUCUGGCAUAACAAAUAG